AUGGCGGAUGACCAAUCUCCUACCUCGCCUACUGGCGAGACCGGUACGAGCUCCUUCUUCGACAAUAACAUCCCUGCGCCAGUCCCCGUUGAAGUCCACCACUCCAAUCCUCAUCACCAAGAUGUGCCCAUUCAACCAACGGAGGAAGAGGAGCCUAGCCAUCGCUUCAAGGCACCUACACCACGACCAACUUUCAUGGAGCACUUGGCCAACUCCCGCGAUGCACAAUUCCAUAUGAACCGACAUGAAUCGAGCGAGCUGGACCGAUACUUUCAUGGCCCUCGCGAUAUGGACAAGCACUCCAAAUGGCCCAUUUUCUUGCGUAUGCAUGGAAGUGUCACGCCAAAGAUGAUUCUUCCCAUGCUGCUAGUCGGCUGCUGGGCAACCCUGAUUAGCUGUGUUUCGUAUUUCUGGCAUGACCUCGGUAUCAACGAUAUCCUACUUACAGUUCUGGGUUUCGUGGUUGGUUUGUCAUUGUCUUUCCGAAGUUCAACAGCUUAUGAGCGUUGGGCUGAUGGACGCAAAUACUGGGCUCAACUCGUGCAAACGUCUCGCAAUCUUUCUCGAACAAUCUGGGUCAAUACUAGCGAACGUGAAGGCGAACUUGGCAAGGUGGAUCUAUUACGCAAGGUUUCCGCUAUGAACCUCCUGCUUGCCUUCGCUAUCGCCCUCAAGCAUAAGCUUCGCUUCGAACCUGAUAUCGCCUAUGAGGAUCUUGUCGGAUUAGUUGGACACCUCGAUACCUUUGCGCGGGAUGCACACGAUCACGAUGUCUUGCAUCCUAGGUCGAAGACCCUCUGGAAAUCUGCGGGCGAGUACCUCGGUGUUUCAUUUGCGGAGUCGAACCCACGCAAGUUGAUUAAGCGCUCAAAGAAGCCGCUUGGACACUUGCCUCUGGAGAUUCUGAAUCAUCUGUCGGCGUAUGUCGAUUCUUGUGUGGACAAUGGCACCCUGAAGUCUGGUUUGCACCAGGGUCAAGCUAUUACCGCAAUUGUAUCGCUGAAUGAGGUUGUAACGGGUACAGAGCGUGUGCUGGACACUCCUCUGCCAUCUGCGUAUACAAUUGCCAUUUCGCAGAUUUCCUGGAUCUACGUCCUUGUUCUUCCAUUCCAGCUCUACGGAUUCCUUAAGUGGAUCACCAUCCCCGCAUCUGUUGGUAAGUUCAGACUUUAUUCCAAUCUCAUCCAUAAACAUGGUGCUAACCUUACUUCAGUGGCUGCAUACAUUAUCAUCGGUCUCGCAACAAUUGGCAGUGAAAUCGAGAACCCCUUCGGUCAAGACGUCAACGACUUGCCCCUGGACACAUACUGUCGCCAGAUCGCUCUGGAACUGGAUCUCGUCACGGCCACACCCCCACCCAAGGUUGACGACUUUAUGACUCGCGACGAUAACCUGGUCAUGUUCCCACUAAGCCAGAGCGGAUACAAUGAGUGGAAGGAUCGAAGUGCGGAUGAUAUUCGGGCAGCGCUUAAGGCGAAGAUGGUUGCUACGCCGAGUGUUAAUCCCGCGCUUUCGGAUACUUCUACCGUUGCAGCACCCUCUGUCACUACUAAACAAUCCGUUUAG
Penicillium malachiteum is the source of this 1566-nucleotide messenger RNA. RefSeq lists its product as uncharacterized. The record is from RefSeq and is a predicted model, not a curated record. NCBI's taxonomy places the organism in Eukaryota, Fungi, Ascomycota, Eurotiomycetes, Eurotiales, Aspergillaceae. Gene Ontology annotation, molecular function: chloride channel activity. The transcript has 6 exons. The coding region runs from base 1 to 1566 and encodes 521 amino acids.